CAAAGUUUUUCUUACUUUCGAGCAGAGCGGACGUGUUGACAUAAACUUGAGUGUUUAAACCAAACACAAAAAUUAACGAACGAAAAUGCUUUUGCAUCGGUUGCACGCAGUGAUUUGGUUCCUUAGCGGUGUCAUUGGACUUUAUGCAUAUCCAACAAUAAACAUACCAUUUUUAUUUGGCACUUCAGCGUAUGGCGAGGGAGCACACAGAUUCAAAAAGAGUGGUCUAGAAAUCCAGUCCGAUGCCGAUGUCGUAGAAUUGGAGCACUUAAGAGAUCAUUAUGGCAAUGAAAACCCAGACGGUACCGAUCAAAUGCCAGCGCAAUUCGAACAGCCACCAUUCGGGCCAGAUAUCGGCGUGGGCAAAACCGUUAGUGCUGAGCCGUUAAGUGAAUCACAAGAGUUGGAGCGUCAAUUGGAGCAAAUGCCGGCGAUUACAACUAAACUGGAAAAAAUUGCAACAACAACAACGGAGCUAGCACCAGCACCAGCUGUGGCUGUGCCCGAGAAUCGUGGCGAUCAGCAGUCCGUCGUCGAGGGUGGUGGUAUGCAUCGGCCACCUACGCUACAACACGACAACGGUGGAAAAACACUAGCAGAGGGUGGCGGCAGCGCAGGUCAACAGCAGGCGGCAGAAUUUGGUGCCAUUGUGCCAGCCGGUGGCAGUCCGCCAGCACCAUCUGCUAUCAAGCCUUUCUAUGGUGCCGCACGCUUGGCAUUCGGUCAAAAUCCGGAAGUGCUUCCUACCACCACCACAACGACUACAACAAAAGCCUCGACCGCCGUCACAUCUACUUCCACUACUAGUGUUAUGCCAAUAACAACAACAACCACCACCACCACCAUUAGCAACACCAAUACACAAUCAGCAUCCGUCCAAAGCGCUGGCGCUGGCAAAGAUACAAAUGUCGGCGAAUCAGAUAUACUACCACUUGACGUCGAGACCGUCAUUACGAAUGGGCAAGAAAGUACGCCAACGAAUCCAUCAGAUAAAUUGAUUGAGCAAAUUAAAUCAACGGCACAACGACGUUCGGUGCCCAUAAAGCCACAACAGACUGUAGAGAGUAUUCUCAAACGUCACAAUGGUCAGUUGACACCCUUUGAUAUGGCUCAGUACGUCUUUUGGACAGGCGAUGAGGCUGGCGUAGCACGGGCCGUUGAAGAACUAAUCGAUCGGGGUGUGAUGUCGCGUGAAAAUGCUUUGGCAUUUCUAAGAGAAGUACGUAUUGGCAUUGAGUAUCUGCAGCAGUCAUAUACAAAUCGUAUCUUCCCUGAGGCCGGUCUGAAUAUCAAUAUAGAUAAGAAAAUGUUCGACAGCCCGCAAAGCAAACCAAUAGCACCAUCAACAGCCGCUUCAAUAAAUGAGAAAUCAUUACUCCCCUAUUUGCGGCUAAUGCAGGCAAAUAAACAGAGUGCAAUAAAGCCAGUCGAAAAUAUAUCUGUUUGGCAUAAAUUACAAGCACUUGGAAAUGACGAUUUAAAUGAUUAUGAUGAGAACGGCGAAAGGGCUAAAAUAUCUCAAUUCUUGUAUAAUGAAUAUACAUUGGAAGACAUACUCUAUAAAUUGGCAAAGAUCAUGUUCACACAAUCUUUAGCGCAUGGCUCUGAUGAAGCUCAACACGAAUUGCAGAAAUUAACCGACUUUUUGGAACGUGAAGGCAAUCUUGGUGUUAUACCAACUGAUUUGCAGAAAAAAGUGCUCCACAUUUUAUUCCGCGCUCUCUCCGACACACUGGCCGAACGUCCCGAACUGUUGUCGGUGGCUAAUGUUAAUCUUGCUAAUACCUACAAUCGUCUUCCUUUACGUACUUUAGACCCAUGAAUUGGUCGUUGAAACAAGUGAUUCCAACAUAAAUACUUAAACAGUUACACACAUACAUAAAACCAAAAAUUUUUUGUUUGAACAUCGUGGAAACCAAAUAAUAGUCUUCUAUGCUUAAUCGGUGGCCCAUUAACAAGUUUGCACAUGAAUUUGCUCAUGGAAAAAGCUUGGAAAAUUAUUUUUAUCUCUGCUUAUACUCCAAAUGUUAUACUAUAUUUCUGUUCUACUUACAUAUAUAUAUAUUUUGAAUACUGCAAAGCAGCAUAACCGAAUUUAUAUAUUUACUGGCAGAUUAAAAUCGUUGGAGGAAAUAAUUAAAUAAUUAAUUUGAUUUAAAGCGCAUUAAUGCGAAUCUUAAAAUACUGAUAAUAAUUGCAAAGUGAAUUUAAAGAAAAAUUAUUUAAGCUUACCUACUAAAAGUAUUGUUAACAGAUAUAUAUGUAUGUAUACAUACAUAUAUGUAUAUUGGAAAAGCAUAACUGAUUUUAUGAAGUAAAUUAAAUAAUUUUACAAAAAUAUA
Messenger RNA from Ceratitis capitata (Mediterranean fruit fly), 2342 nucleotides. RefSeq lists its product as uncharacterized. Lineage: Eukaryota; Metazoa; Arthropoda; Insecta; Diptera; Tephritidae. The coding region runs from base 86 to 1822 and encodes 578 amino acids. The transcript has 11 exons. The record is from RefSeq and is a predicted model, not a curated record.